Glycine soja is the source of this 1054-nucleotide messenger RNA. RefSeq lists its product as uncharacterized. Lineage: Eukaryota; Viridiplantae; Streptophyta; Magnoliopsida; Fabales; Fabaceae. Bases 120 to 695 code for a protein of 191 amino acids. The record is from RefSeq and is a predicted model, not a curated record. The transcript is spliced from 3 exons.
UAAAACGUGUACAUCAACAAGCCACGGGGUUUUGGAAAGUUUUCUCUUCUCUCUUCAACAUCGGGCUUACGCUACGAUAAAAAGAACCACAAGGCCGCGUUUGGCGUCACACAACAACGAUGGGUCAGGCAUUUCGUCGAGCAUCUGGAAGAAUCCGAGCAGCGUCCGAAGCUGACACGUCAUCCUUCUCCAAGCCCAAGAACGCCGUCGAUCGCCGACCUCCGCCCAAUGCUGCCGCCGACAAAGCGGCGCAGAUCCCGAAAGCCGCUGAACAUGACGUACUUCACGCCAAUGAUAGUCCUAGAGUUAAUACGGACAACAUUCUGGAAGAAAGAGAUCCCAAAUUUGAUGCUAUGCUUGGUCAAAUGAUUGGUAGAAUUACAUCAAAACCUGAGAUGGGUGAGGCCUUCGUGGUUGAUAAGUAUAAUAGGCCGAUGCCCAAAUUGCGAAACACAAAACCAGAUUCUGGCCGUUAUGAUGAAAGGCCAGUUCCUGCUGGCACUUUGAAUGUAGCACAGUUGCGCCAUGUCAUCCUUUUGCAUGAAGGAAAAGCUGAUGAUUACAAUGGGCGUAUGGAUGCUCACCAGAUUGCUGAAAAAUUCCGGGUCGAUGUGGUUCAGAUUCAGAGGAUCUUGCAAUUCUUAUCGCAACCUCCUGAAGGUAGCAGUAAAGACAAGAACAAAGCACCAAGAUAAAUAGCUACACUGGCAUUGCUAACUGGUUCUUGUCUGAUAAAAGGCUGUUCUAAAUGGAUUUAAAGUGUAGAAUUUCGCCCAUUGAAAAUGUAGUUCAACAGAAAGGAGAAUGCCAAAUACUAAAGGUCUUCAUUGACUUGUAAUGAACUAUAUUAGCAAGUGCUUGUGCAACCCAAAUAUUUAGUUUUAAGGAAAUCGUGAUAUCGACAAUUGAAUUUGUACUUGUGACGGAAAUUAACCCUGGAGAAAGUGAGUUUCAAUAAGGGUUUUGAAACCCUACUACAGCUGAGUUUUUGUUCUUUUUUAAGUGCUUCACAGCAGUUAAUAAAACAUGAGCGAAUUGAGUUUUGGCCUUGCAA